Messenger RNA from Zymoseptoria tritici IPO323, 333 nucleotides. RefSeq lists its product as uncharacterized. The annotation marks the transcript as partial. Lineage: Eukaryota; Fungi; Ascomycota; Dothideomycetes; Mycosphaerellales; Mycosphaerellaceae. The transcript is spliced from 2 exons. The record is from RefSeq and is a predicted model, not a curated record.
CCGACCUGGAGAACAAUCCAAACUUCCAAGACCACGCACACCGACCCACGCAGCGCUCUGCUGUACAUGAACCACUCAUGUAACGGACAUCCUCUUGAAUAUGGCCUCGCCGGCGAGAUUAAAGUCUCUCGGGACCGCGGCGUCGAGCCGGGCGAACCAUUGACUUUCUUCUAUCCCAGCACGGAAUGGAAGUUUGACCGUUCCUUCGACUGUCUUUGCGGUGCUGGAAAGGGUGUCUGCGUGGGCAACGUGCAAGGCGCCUCUGCUAUCGACUACAAGUCUCUGGAUCGCUGGUUCAUCAACGAGCAUAUCUGGCAAAUGGCGAGAGAGCGA